GCUCAGCUGUCACAGAGAUAAUGACAAAAGACUUGUAUUUUAUAUGUCUAACAUAUACAUGCCUAACACAUUACAUUACGAUAUGUGAAUCAGACCAUUACAUUUACUCAAAGGGCUUCGUCCAGGCAGCAGCUGUUUCAAAGCUGACAUCUGACCUUUGUGAUAAACCGCCAGAAAUGACCGAAAGGGGUGGGAGGGUGGAAGUGCGAGCCCAUCAUUACGUUAUAGCAUACUGCUCACAGGCGGACGAUAGGAGCGAUAGGAGUGUAGUGUGAUAGUCGCCAUCUACCUCCCGCCCUCUGUACCAUAAUUCCAUCAGUUCCUUCACCACUACCUGUCGGUUACCCGGCGAUGACGUUGGGUUUGUCCAGUAAUCGGCUGUUUCCGGCCAAAUGACUGCCUAGCUGCAUUUGCUGUCGUCACCGGGGUGUGUGAUGGGGAGGCUGUGCCAUAUAAAAGUUAGUUUCGGGUGCUUUUGCAGUUGAAUGGAAGUGACCAACAAGUGGAAGCCCCUUCUCUACUAAAUAACCAAGAAAACGCAGUGCUCUAUGGUUGCUAGCAAUCUGUGGGUCGCAUGACAAGAUUCCGACAGGUGGUUCGUCACCGAUCUUGCCAAACAUCUCCACGUCAGAAAGAAAGAGGGACACGGCAGAGACAUAAGUCUAGCCUGCCAGGUUACAUCGGAGACUACUGUACGGCGGGCAAAAAGGAUUCCGCCAUCAGCCUGAUGGACGCGACCCUGGAUGACGAGAGCGCCAUCUGGCAGGUCCAAGAAAUUGCCUCGAGCCCAAGUUCCACAACCUCCCAGGACCAGGAUCAGAGUCAAGGAGACGAAAGGUGUGCAAGGAGGAGAUUGAUCAAAUACAAGCGGUACCCAAAGCCUCCGUACGCCUACCUGGCCAUGAUUAUUGUUGCCAUCCACUACUCGCCAAACGGUCACAUGACACUGGCAGAGGUCAUCAAGGCCUUGGAAAAUAUGUUCUCCUUCUUCCGCUGCAGUUACAAGGGCUGGAAAGAUUCGGUGCGGCACAACAUCUCCAACAGCCCCUGCAUCGUCAAAGUCGAGCCCGAGCCAGGCGCCGGCGCUUUCAAGGCCGCCAGGUGGCGCGUGUUCUGGGAGAUGGUGCCGAGGGACGUCUUCCUCUUACAGCGAGGCCGUCCAGGUUGUAAGGACAAGCACUGGAAGCCAACUCUGCUGCAACAUCUAGGACUUCAAGACAUUAUCCUCCCUAGCAAACCCCAAGAUUCCUCUCCCUCGACGGAGAUUUCGAACCAUUCCUCUGCGCUAGGCAUUCAAGCAUGCUUACCCCAAGAACCUGCGCGCAAAAGCAAGACUUCCAGUUACGCUGCGCAGUACGAGGACUUGCAUGGCAUUCCUACGUUUUCGUCGUUCAUGGUAGAACGCGAACGAAAUCUUCGAGAAGAGAUGACGUCAUCACUCGCGGACAAACAGGUAAACAACCAUCACAAUCUCCAGAUAUGGAGCGUUCAAAAUAUUCACGAUUCGACCACACACUUGCCCAUGCCUCACCAGGCUUUUUAUCAAUCCCAGAUUGUGACCAGCACAGACUUCGCAGAAGAUCGUAGGACAAGUCCUCUCUGCCUGGACAAUUUUCUUUUCGACGGUCGUCGGUCCCCAGGCCUGGACUUACCUCCAAUCGAUGUGCCGUCUUGUGAUUACGGAACCCCUAUCUAUCCAUCACAAAGAGGCGACUAUCCCCACUCCUACAGCACAUUGUCAUUAAACUGUGGGACUAGAUUGUUUUAUGGACAGGUUAACCAUCGGCAAAAUCCCAGAGCGAAUUCUGCCUCAACUGAUUGUGGCACGUGUACAUAUGGCUCUGAUAUAGAAACGAAUGACAGUCCCGUACAGAACGUCCAUGUCAACCACAGAAUCUGCACCUCUGUGGGAUGUCAAACCUCUGUACGCACCGAUCUCUAUAACUAUGUCGGCAUGCAAGGUAGUUCAGAAGCCUGUGUAUGGCAACAGCCAUCGGCGACUUAUCUAUGUUCUGGAAGCCUGGCUGUGCAGAACCAGUUCAGCCAACUGCCAGGAGAUGAUAGACAAUGGUCAAGUCGCUGUAAUAUUCCAAGCAAUAACAUUAACCAGAAUUGUCUUAUUGAUAGUCGUGUUUCAGCAAAGUGCCAGGACCCCUCAAAUGGCUUCACUACACCUUUUGUUACCGGUGAUCAGAGCAAGUAUUCUGGCCAGCAUUUGGACUGGCCGGUUGACAUUUUUAGGUAUCCUUAUUAAUUAUUUCCUUAUCCUUACAGAAUGCUAGUUUGCAGCCAACACUUCUUAGCUUCAGUCCCCAACAAUGACUUGGGCAUGUAGCAGUGCCGAUGGCAAAUAACUUAAUUAAUACCUCACUGAUGACUCUCCUGAUGCUUUUGAGUGCUUGUCAAAAGAGUUAUACUAUUGCGCGACAGAGCACACACUCAACAUUUACAGCAUGCAUGCAUGUUCUUGCAUUCUCCAUUCAACAUAAUCUCAGAGUACAACCAAUGAAAAGGUAUUGCUUUAAGCAAAAAAUAUUUACUAAAUUACGAACAUUUAUGCAUUUAAGUAACAACCAUUGACACCUAUUCUAUGCAUGUGCUGAGAUGUGCAAAUGCUGCAGCUCUUCAUGUCCUCCCAAUUCCUAUAAAACAUGUAUCCACCAAUAACCCCCACCAAAAAAAUAAAUAAAAAUCACUUUUCAGCUGUUACAAUUAAGGCUAAGGUUAACAUCAAAACUUCUUCAACAGCUCUGUCCACACAUUACAGCAGUGUCCUACACAGACAACUGUUUAGAGUUCUCCUUUAGAUGCUAGGCUUAGCAACAACAAUUCUCAACACGGUCAAAUACGUUUCAACUCAUGAAUGAAUGGUGUGUCGAUUCAACACCUCUUGAUGUAAACAUCAAAAACGUAUACGAAAUAAAACUUUUAAAAAUUGAAUCUUUACAUGUGAUGGUUACAUGUUUCAUAUAACAUAAAAAUCAUUUCAAGAAAAUAGGUACCCUUGGGUAACACAACAGA
Messenger RNA from Pomacea canaliculata, 3021 nucleotides. Its product is annotated as forkhead box protein H1-like. The coding region runs from base 575 to 2254 and encodes 559 amino acids. The record is from RefSeq and is a predicted model, not a curated record. The transcript has 2 exons. Gene Ontology annotation, biological process: regulation of DNA-templated transcription. Gene Ontology annotation, molecular function: sequence-specific DNA binding; DNA-binding transcription factor activity. NCBI's taxonomy places the organism in Eukaryota, Metazoa, Mollusca, Gastropoda, Architaenioglossa, Ampullariidae.